Capsaspora owczarzaki ATCC 30864 is the source of this 1354-nucleotide messenger RNA. Its product is annotated as methionine adenosyltransferase. The transcript has 2 exons. Bases 72 to 1226 code for a protein of 384 amino acids. Gene Ontology annotation, cellular component: cytosol. NCBI's taxonomy places the organism in Eukaryota, Filasterea, Ministeriida, Capsasporidae. Gene Ontology annotation, molecular function: ATP binding; methionine adenosyltransferase activity. The record is from RefSeq and is a predicted model, not a curated record. Gene Ontology annotation, biological process: S-adenosylmethionine biosynthetic process.
UCUAAAUCCGUCUUGUUCCAUUCCAUGCAUGAUCAGUCUUCAUCUUGCUUUGAAAACACCACACACACACAAUGGCAACUGAACGUUUCCUCUUCACUUCCGAGUCUGUCGGCGAGGGUCACCCCGACAAGAUCUGCGACCAGGUCUCGGACGCCAUCCUCGACGCCUGCCUCGCUCAGGACCCCGACUCGAAGGUCGGCUGCGAGACCGCCUCCAAGACUGGCAUGAUCAUGGCCUUUGGCGAGAUCACCUCGAAGGCUGUCCUCGACUACCAGAAGAUCAUCCGCGGCGUCAUUGAGAAGAUUGGCUACGACAGCAGCGACAAGGGCUUUGACUACAAGACCUGCAACGUGCUCGUCGCCGUCGAGCAGCAGAGCCCCGACAUUGCCCAGGGUGUCCACAUCAACCGCGCCCUCGAGGACAUUGGCGCUGGCGACCAGGGCAUCAUGUUUGGCUAUGCCACCGACGAGACCCCCGAGUUCAUGCCCCUCACCCUCUCGCUCGCCCACAAGCUCAACGCCCGCCUCUCCGAGUGCCGCCGCAACAGCCAGAUGCCCUACCUCCGCCCCGACACCAAGACCCAGGUCACCGUCGAGUACGAGAAGCACGCCGACGGCACCCUCGAGCCCCUCCGCGUCCACACCAUUGUCAUCUCCACCCAGCACGCUGAGGAUGUCUCCAACGACACCAUCCGCGCCGACCUCCACGAGAAGGUCAUCAAGUCCGUCGUCCCCGCCAAGUACCUCGACGACAAGACCAUCUACCACCUCCAGCCCUCUGGCCGCUUUGUUAUCGGCGGUCCCCAAGGCGAUGCUGGUCUGACUGGCCGCAAGAUUAUCGUCGACAGCUAUGGUGGCUGGGGCGCUCACGGUGGUGGCGCCUUCUCUGGCAAGGACUUCUCCAAGGUCGAUCGCUCGGCUGCCUACGCUGCCCGCUGGAUUGCCAAGUCGAUGGUCGCCGCCGGCCUCGCCAAGCGCCUCCUCGUCCAGGUGUCCUACGCCAUCGGUGUUGCCAAGCCCCUGUCCGUCUUUGUUGAUGCCUACGGCACCAGCAAAAAGUCGCACGCUGAGCUUGUCGAGAUUAUUAACAAGAACUUUGACCUCCGCCCCGGCUUUAUCGUCCGCGACCUCGACCUCAAGAAGCCCAUCUACCAGAACACUGCUUGCUACGGCCACUUUGGCCGCCCCGAGUUCACCUGGGAGCAACCCAAGAAGCUUGAUUUCUAAAAAAGCUUAUUUUGUUAUCUGCCGCUUUUCUGCUGUCUUGUUGACGAGUUAAUCUCUUCCGUUGAUGGGCUUGAACGAGCAACACCCCCCUUUUGAUGUUAUUCUUUUGCGCCUCGAUUAAACGACCU